Strigops habroptila (Kakapo) is the source of this 3974-nucleotide messenger RNA. It is a transcript of the gene TNFRSF18, whose product is annotated as TNF receptor superfamily member 18. The record is from RefSeq and is a predicted model, not a curated record. The transcript is spliced from 6 exons. Bases 244 to 1185 code for a protein of 313 amino acids. Gene Ontology annotation, biological process: negative regulation of apoptotic process; positive regulation of cell adhesion. Gene Ontology annotation, cellular component: plasma membrane; external side of plasma membrane. Lineage: Eukaryota; Metazoa; Chordata; Aves; Psittaciformes; Psittacidae. Gene Ontology annotation, molecular function: protein binding; tumor necrosis factor receptor activity.
UGUCCCUGCCCGAUGGGCUUCAUGGUCCCUUCCAGUCCAAACCAUUCUCUGAGCUGUAAGUCAGAAUGAAACAGUCUGAGAGUGCUGAUGUUCACGCACUGAUUUAAUUUGCUUUAAUUUAUAUAAACUUGCAAAAUCCUUUGAAAACGGGAUUAUGUGAUGCUACAUCUUGCUCUUAACCUGCUGCUUCCCUAAUGGAGACACUGGUGCAUGGUUGCUUAGCCCUGCUUUUUUAAGACUUUGAUGACAUCAAGCAAAAUCUUCUCCCCGCCCCUGAAGAAACAGGAAGAGUGCAGCCACAAAAAGCACAGUGUCUGCCCACAGUGUCAGUGGGAAGAGUGCUUUUGCAGGGAAGUCCUGAUACAAGCCCACCCUUGUGUGCUUUUGGGUUGUAUAGCUCAAGACAUGGCUGAGCAGACAAGUGAAGUUGGUCGCCUCAAGGUUCGAGCUUCCUUGCUGGUGGUGAUGUGCCUAUGGCAGUGGACGCAGCAGACUCUGGCAACAGCAUGCAGUGAUGGUGAACUGAGAGUCGUCAGUAAGGAUGAAAAGAAAUGCUGCCCCAAAUGCAUCUCAAACACAGGAGACAACAGCACAUGCCAAAACACCCAGGACCAUGACUGCAGAUGUCGUCAGGGAUACAGCUGUGUUGACAGUGCAUGUCUCUACUGCCAGAAACUGCCUGAGUGUGCAGAGGGCGAGGAGCUGGUGAAGCUUGGCAAUUUAGACUUCACAUUCAAAUGUAAGCCAUGUGAGAUGGGAACCUAUUCUAAUGUGAAGAAUGGCUGGUGCCGUAACUGGACUGACUGUGAAAGCACUGGGUUUCUAACAAUCAAGCAAGGCAACAGUACACAUAAUGCAAUAUGUGGUUUGCUUACUAAGGAAUUGGAGCAAGCUCCUGUUACAAUUGACUCUCUCUAUACCACCAUCCUGGCCAUCCUGACUGCAGUGGCUGUGUUUGUUCUCAUCUUGCUGACCUUCAUCUUGCAUUUCUGCAUAUGGUCACUGAAGAAAGAAAAAUACCAUGCAGCUGAUGAUCUGGAACACAUCUACCCUAACCAGCCGGUGGCUCCACAGAUGUCACACCACAGAGAAGAGACUUACAGCUGCCAGCUUCCAGAAGAAGAACAUGGAGACAAAACACCAGAAGAAAAGCAUUGCUAUUUCCACCCUCAGAGCCUACAGUGAAACAGAUGAAUCGCAGUGUGCUGUGAGAAGGGGGAGCUGAGCUCAGCUUUUCCAAAAAGACGGGAGGGGCUGGGUACAUAAAGCAUCAUUAUAUACCUAGCAAUAAGGAAUGGGCUUGGGGGAGUUUUGCUGUGUUUCUUCUCAACAAACCUGAUGUUUAGAAGCGGAAAUACUACUCAGGCUGACAUUCAGUUCAGCAGCAUUCCAUUAGUGCCAGUUACCUGGGUUGUUGGGUUUUUCAUUGAUGCUCUUUUCAGCUUCCUUGCAGACCAGGCUCCCUUCUUGUUGUUACUCCCUUUUGCAUCUCCUGCACAUGUCUCUGUGGUGCUCCCACAGACUGCUACACGUGUAGAAGGCUGGUGUCCCACCAUCAGUCCCUUCAGUGCUAUGGGAAGUACAGUGGGACCUACAGCUUUCACAGGCUAUCUGUAUUUCCAGGAUGUGUCCUGAUGCUCAUACUAAGGGAAUAAGGGGUUGUUCCCAGCAAGCAUAUCUACUACUUUUCUCUAAGCAGGCAGUGCUUUUCAUUCCUGCCAAAUUGCCCUCUUUGUCAUAGGGGAAAGAGCCAUUAGUCUUAAUCCAUUCAGUCCUUUCCCAUCACAACAGAAGGUGUUGAUUAAGCCAGGCUCAGUGCAGAGUGAGACUGCUGUGGCCACAUCAUUUGUGCUUGCAGGGAUUUUUCUGUGCAAGUUCUGUGAUCCCCUCAUCCUCUCCAGGGAAAGGAGGGGAGAAAGGAGUGACAUUUAUCCUCCUUCUCUUCUCUAACUCAGCAAUCCUUGGUACCUGGGAUACUGAAUUACGAAAGGGAGACUCAAAUGAGGAUCACGCUGUCUAGAGAAUGACAUUUGGUUUAAUGCUCUCUUCUCACCUAGUUUAUAGACUAGGAAAAGACAGUGGGAAACAGAGAAUAGCCCAACAUUUGUUCCUGAUGCUUUUUUACCUCAUCCCAGAAGAAAAAGAACUGGAAUGUCUGCUGGUGUACACCUGCAUAGCUCCAGUGGCUUGAUCAUCAGCUGGAAGGUGUUCCCCUUACAGAAAAUUGGAGGGUUUUUUAAUGUCACAUUAGUGCUCCUCCAGCUUCAUAGAGCUCUAACAUAGCUGGAAUGAAUUGUGUUGCCUGAAUUUAAAGGGGCAGGCUUUCAGCUGGGCUUGCUUGCUUGCAGUGAAUUGAUACUGAUUUCAAAUAAGAAUCUAGCCUGUGGCUUCAACUGGUUAAAACUUAACUAGUUAAAACUCACUAUUACUGCAGCCACAUGUGUUUUGUGGCUGCAAUAAUAGAUUCAAAGCUCUGGAUGCUGCCUUGGUUUGGCUUUCUGGUGAAAGCUGCUUGGAGUCAACCCUUAUGACCAAAUCAGCUCCAGGCAAAAGUGAGGUUUGAGUUGCCGUUCACAUGAAAGGUUAUAAAUCUCUCACAGUACAGCCAUUGCAUCAGCUUCCUCACAGUGUCUUACAGAUAACAGAAAUAGUACAGGGCUUCAAAAUGAAAUCCUGACAGAAUAAUGACAUUUCUGUUAAUCACCUUACUAAAUACUUAGAGGGGAUUAUUCCAAGUCUAAUAUGCUGGUUUCAGUAGGGCUCUGUGAAAUUACAGCAGCUGUGGAGCAGGAGUUAUUGCCUCCACAGCUGUGUGAUGCAAAAGCACUUGAAGAGACAAUCCUAAGAAGUGGGACAGUGGGACCUGGGUAAGCUAGUCACCAGCUUCUGUGCUCCAAGCCAGGCUUAGUGAGACUGGAUAAUGAUCUACCUGGUGGACUUUAACUGAGGUGGCUCCAUGACCUCUCCAGGCAAUCCAGUCCAGUAACUGAUUUCAAGUCACAGAAGGAGAGAGGUUCUGUUAGUUAAAAUGUGUAUUAGCCAUUAUGGUGAAGAAUUGACUCUUCAGCACCUUUUUAAGCAUUUAUAAUCAUCUCUUCUUGGUUUCUUUAGACUCUCAUCCUACUUUACAGUAGGAAACCACCUGCUUGUGGUUUCUAGACCUCUUAGUCUCUCUCUGAGCUCUUUCUGCUUGGUCUUUCUUGAAGCCUUCUCUGGAGGAAGUCUUGGCAAGCUUGAAUAGAGCUGGAGGAUUAAUUGUAUGAUUCAUGGACAUGGCUUUAUUGCUGAAUAUUUCUUCAAGAGGAGUUAUCCUGUCUUUGCUUUUUUUCUUUUGUGCAUCAUAGAAUCUUGCAAGUGGGUGAAAUAACUGUAAGGGAAAAUGAAGUGCAAAGGGUUGUCCUUGUUCACUAGAACGUAUUCCUCUGUAGUUCUAGCUUUAAUCUUCCAGCUUCUCUGUGACUGUGUUUUCUGCAUCUGGCAUCUCUAUACCUUCACUUCCCCUUCAUGUAGAGUGGGAGCAGAGAUAGUGUGAGACAUAAUUAGUACUUUCAAUGUAUUUUUGCCUUCUUUGAUCCUCUCAAUGUUCAUUCUUGUGUUACUGAUAAUUUUUCCCAUAGGUAUCUCUGUGAAAUGUGCUUAAAAGGAGUGAGUUUUCCUCUGUUGCUUCAGGAAAUGUGCAGAUUCUUAAUUGAGGUGAACUGGAGAUUCAGCCAAGGAAAGGUGAAAGCAUUGGAUUGGAUUAAUAGGAUAACUUCUUUAAAGUGUGAGACUCUCUCUGCCUUGUAAGCAGUUUGCUGUGGGAUUUAAUAUACUCAGAAGUCUAAACACUGGCCAGGGAAGACACUUCUUACUGCCUCUAUGCUGGCCAUAUAUAUUCUUGGCUCUGUAUUGGCUCUUCUUGGGGUUUUUUUUAAUGUUUUCAGCAAGAUUUCUCAUUGUGACCUUUUGUGAAGGUAAAAUAAACUUGGAAAAUG